This is a messenger RNA of Mus musculus (house mouse), 1068 nucleotides long. RefSeq names its product lymphocyte antigen 6 family member G6F (gene Ly6g6f). The record is from RefSeq and is marked provisional. The transcript has 6 exons. Bases 22 to 924 code for a protein of 300 amino acids. Gene Ontology annotation, cellular component: plasma membrane. Lineage: Eukaryota; Metazoa; Chordata; Mammalia; Rodentia; Muridae.
GGGAACUUGGCAGGCUCUUCCAUGGCAGUUGUAGUAUUCCUCCUGUUCUUAUGUGGGCACUCCCAGGCUGUUGCAGACAGCAUCCAGACCAUCUACGUAGCCUCCGGGGAGUCAGUGGAGAUGCCGUGUCCCUCACCUCCCUCCCUACUUGGGGGCCAGCUUUUAACCUGGUUCCGCAGCCCUGUAGCAGGCUCCUCCACCAUCUUGGUGGCUCAGGUCCAAGUAGACAAGCCAGUCUCAGACCUUCGGAAACCCGAACCCGAUUCCAGGUACAAACUCUUCGGAAAUUAUUCCUUAUGGCUGGAGGGGUCCAGAGAUGAAGACGCUGGACGGUACUGGUGUACUGUGAUGGAUCAGAACCACAAGUACCAGAACUGGAGGGUGUAUGACGUCUCUGUGCUUAAAGGAUCCCAGUUCUCUGUGAAGUCUCCAGAUGGCCCCUCUUGCGCUGCCCUCCUGUGCUCUGUGGUCCCUGCCAGGCGUCUGGACUCUGUGACCUGGCUAGAGGGAAGGAAUACCGUGAGAGGACAUGCUCAGUACUUCUGGGGAGAAGGGGCUGCCCUGCUCUUGGUGUGUCCCACAGAGGGGCUUCCUGAGACCAGGGCCCGUAGGCCAAGGAAUAUCCGCUGCCUUUUGCCUCAGAACAAAAGAUUCAGCUUUAGCCUGGCAGCAGCUUCCGCGGAACCCUCCCCUACUGUUUGUGCCACUCUCCCGAGCUGGGACGUGCCCUGGAUACUGGUGCUGUUGUUCACAGCAGGCCAAGGGGUCACCAUCAUAGCCCUCAGCAUAGUGCUCUGGAGGCGGCGGAGGGCCCAGGGGUCUCGGGACAGAGAACCCUCAGUUCCUCAUUUCAAGCCUGAAGUCCAGGUCUAUGAGAACAUCCACUUGGCCCGCCUUAGCCCACCUAACCACAAGACCAGGUGAUCCUGGAGAUAUCUGCGUGGAAAAGCCUGACCCACAGUCCUGUGUCUCUAGCCACUGGCACCUGAAGGAUUCCCUGGAACUUUGGCCAAGGGGUGGCUGAGGGUGUGACUCGUACUGGGCUUCCAAGAGCCACCAAGCUGGAGG